AUUAGUAAAGGCCAUUUCUGGCCUUAUUUUCUACCUUCUCGAUCAAGACACCUAUCGUAGCAAAACUGUUAUUUUGGACAAUGCCAAAGCUGUCGGAGUUCUUCAGCAGAUACUGAGGUUUGUGAAAGAAUGGAGUCACCUAACAGCAAUGAAACAGAAGGUGGUCAGAAAAAGUGGUCAGAUAUUUUGUAGUCCUAUUCAUGCUGCAGAGGAGCUGUCUAAAAAGCAGUCAGUGGUCAGCAGCACAAAAAGGUAUGUGACCAAGGAGGACGUAGCAGCAGCUUCACUUAGCAAAGCUAGCAGCAGCGGGGGCAGUGUGCGCCUCAUCUCCAAAGAAAGUGGGGUUUGUCUGAAGAACGAAAAUGCUUCUGUUGAACAAUCAGCUCCUCAUUCAGAGCAGACGGACGGGGAAGGCUCCUCCCUGUCCAAAGGCUAUUUGCAAGCCUUGGACAGCCAAGGGAACCCGCUCUGCCUCAGCUGUCAACAGCCAACAGCUCAGCUUGAGCCAGGCUGCCAGGCCCGUGCUUGGGACACGCGAUUCUGCUCUCAUGCCUGCCAGGAGGACUUCUCGAUUCGCUCUAGUCAGAGCUACCUUCGGACUAAAGUGUUUGAAAUUGAACACGGUGUUUGCCAGUUUUGUCAUCAAAACGCCCAGGAGCUUUAUCUCAGCAUCAGAGAUGCGCCUAAGAGUCGCCGUAAGAAACUUCUGGAGAGUUCUUGGAUGUCUCACCUUCCACUUGGGCAGUUGAAUGAAAUUAUAACAAACCCGACAGAAGGCCAGUUCUGGCAAGCAGACCACAUCAAGCCCGUUUACAGUGGAGGAGGACAGUGCUCCCUGGAAAACCUUCAAACGCUGUGUACGGUCUGCCACAGAGAGAGAACUGCCAAACAGGCCAAGGAAAGAAGCCAGAUGAAGAGACGUUCUUUAGCUACAAAGUACGGCUGUGAUAUCACAAAAUUUUUUGUGAAGAUGUAA
This is a messenger RNA of Fulmarus glacialis (Northern fulmar), 976 nucleotides long. RefSeq names its product zinc finger, RAN-binding domain containing 3 (gene ZRANB3). Gene Ontology annotation, molecular function: endonuclease activity; zinc ion binding; nucleic acid binding. The transcript has 6 exons. The annotation marks the transcript as partial. Gene Ontology annotation, cellular component: nuclear replication fork. Lineage: Eukaryota; Metazoa; Chordata; Aves; Procellariiformes; Procellariidae. Gene Ontology annotation, biological process: DNA repair; replication fork processing. The record is from RefSeq and is a predicted model, not a curated record.